AUGGUUGCAGUCCCAGAUCCAAAGUCAAUACCAUCGAACGCUCCUGAACACUGUCCGGGCACGGAGUCGGAGCAAGCGGGCAAAUCAGACGCCUGUGCAGGGUGUGAUAAUAAAGAAAUAUGCGCGUCGGGCGCAACUAAACUUCCAGACCCAUCGCUCCCAUUUAUCAAGGAGCGCAUGGCGUCCGUGAAGAGAAAGAUCCUCGUUCUAUCAGGCAAGGGAGGAGUUGGCAAGUCCACUUUCACUGCACAACUAGGCUGGGCUUUUGCCGCCGAUGAGGAUACCCAGACUGGAAUCAUGGAUGUGGAUAUAUGUGGUCCUUCAAUACCAACAAUAUUUGGCAUCGCGAACGAACAAGUACAUUCCUCAUCUUCCGGCUGGUCUCCCGUUUACGUGCAGGAUAACAUGGCUGUGAUGUCCGUGGGCUUUAUGCUACCAACCUCGCGCGAUGCUGUAAUGUGGAGAGGUCCCAAAAAGAACGGCCUGAUAUCCCAGUUCCUGAAGGACGUAGACUGGGGCGACCUGGACUAUCUCCUCAUCGACACCCCGCCCGGAACGUCCGAUGAACACUUGAGCAUCGUCCAGUACCUAAAAGAAAGCGGGAUUGACGGAGCAGUCCUUAUCACGACCCCUCAAGAAGUGGCUUUACAAGAUGUCCGGCGUGAGAUUGAUUUCUGCAGAAAAGUCGGAAUCCGCAUCCUCGGAUUAGUGGAGAACAUGUCUGGAUUUGUGUGUCCGAAAUGUAAAAAUGAAUCCCAGAUCUUCAAGCCCAGUACAGGUGGUGGCAAAAAUCUUGCCAAAGAGACCAAUAUCGAAUUCCUUGGAGCGGUUCCCUUAGACCCACGGAUAGGAAUGAGCGCCGACUAUGGUGUUAGCUUUUUAGACGAAUAUCCCGACAGUCCAGCUACAACGGCUUAUUUGGACAUAAUAGACAAAAUCAAGAAUAUUUUGGGAGAUUGA
Psilocybe cubensis is the source of this 960-nucleotide messenger RNA. RefSeq lists its product as uncharacterized. Gene Ontology annotation, molecular function: ATP-dependent FeS chaperone activity; ATP binding; 4 iron, 4 sulfur cluster binding. The record is from RefSeq and is a predicted model, not a curated record. The transcript is spliced from 4 exons. The coding region runs from base 1 to 960 and encodes 319 amino acids. Gene Ontology annotation, biological process: iron-sulfur cluster assembly. Lineage: Eukaryota; Fungi; Basidiomycota; Agaricomycetes; Agaricales; Agrocybaceae. Gene Ontology annotation, cellular component: cytosol.